Messenger RNA from Grus americana (Whooping crane), 1598 nucleotides. It is a transcript of the gene ZNF683, whose product is annotated as zinc finger protein 683. Gene Ontology annotation, cellular component: nucleus; cytoplasm. Gene Ontology annotation, molecular function: RNA polymerase II cis-regulatory region sequence-specific DNA binding; DNA-binding transcription factor activity; histone deacetylase binding. Lineage: Eukaryota; Metazoa; Chordata; Aves; Gruiformes; Gruidae. The record is from RefSeq and is a predicted model, not a curated record. The transcript has 7 exons. Bases 129 to 1598 code for a protein of 489 amino acids. Gene Ontology annotation, biological process: regulation of transcription by RNA polymerase II; cell fate commitment.
GCUCAUCAGCGGCCACAGCACCAGAGCGGAGCAGCCUGACAGGUCUGGGGGUGUGGGAUGGGGUGAGGAGGCAACACAGCACCCCUCAGUCCCUUCUGAACAUUGGCCAGUGCCCCCCCAGACUGGCCAUGGGGAGCAGCGAGUGUAUCCUGCAGGACACACAGGUCCGGUCACCACUUGGGGACAUCCACACCGAAGGGGACAUCCAAAGGUUAGCCCUCCUGGCGGACCCCGAUGCCACCAGGGCCACCAGCUGCGGGACCGCCGUGGGGCUGGACACGUCCCCUUCGCCAGCGUGGCCGCUCUGCACCGAAGAGAUCCCCACCAGCAGCAUGGAGGAGGAGGAGGAGGAGACGAGAGCCGAGGCUGAAGAGCUGCAUAGAAGCACAGAGGGCUGGAGGAAGGAGCUCUUCAGCCAAGCAGAGCCGGUGCCAGCGGGGGCCCGACCGCCCCCCACACUGCCCAGGGAGCUGAGGGUCCACCUGGGCACCCUGUGCCCCCUCCUCCUGCCCCAGCUGUGCCUCCCGCUCUGCGGCUGUCCCCCGCUCCUGCCGGCCCCGCAGCCCACGCCGCCCCCCACCCGCCUGGGUGGCAUGGGGACCCUGGUGUCACCUUCACAGAGCUGCGGCGGUGCCCUCUUCCAUCUGCCGCCCUGGCCGGGGCUGUACGGAACCCUCCUGCCGCCCGCACAGGGCGCUCCGGGGCUGCUGAAACCACCGGUGGGAUUUCUCCCUCUCCUCCAAGGGCCUUUCCCCGUCCCCGGCUGCGGGGCAGGGGGGUGCCCACCGUCACGGGGGGAGAUGCCCCGCUCUGCCCCGCAGCCGGAGAUGCCCAGCCACGGCGUGGCCAAGCUGCCUGAUGGCACCGGGCCGUACCGGUUGGGGAAGGACGUUAUCAGGAGCAAGUACGAGUGCAACAUCUGCGCCAAGAGCUUUGGGCAGCUCUCCAACCUCAAGGUCCACCUGAGGGUGCACAGCGGCGAGCGGCCCUUCCAGUGCCCCAUCUGCAAGAAGCGCUUCAGGCAGCUGGCACACCUGCAGAAGCACCGGCUGGUGCACACCGGCGAGAAGCCCCACCAGUGCCCGACAUGCUACAAGCGUUUCAGCAGCAGCAGCAACCUGAAGACCCACCUGCGGCUGCACUCGGGCGAGAAGCCCUUCCAGUGCCACCAGUGCCACAGCCGCUUCUCCCAGCACAUCCACCUCCAGCUCCACUGGCGCCUGCACCAGCGCUGGUGCCCACCCCCUGGCCCCCCGCAGCUGCCUUGCCCUGGCCGGCAGAGCCUGUCUGAGCCGGGACGGCCCGGGGGGCUGCGCAGGCAGAGGCUGCCCACCAGCUCCAGACCCUCAGGGCCAGGGGGAGCCACCGCCAUCAUCCACUGCAACCCCCAGCUCCAUCAGCACUGCCCCAGCCUCGGGAACAAGGAUGGAGGAGGAUCCCCUCAAAGCGCCGAGCAGCCCCCUGUCCCCAAAGCCCUCGGGGAGGGCACCCUCCCGGUGCCCCCCCGAGCUCCCAGUGUGCCACCACCGUGGUGCCACGGGGACACGGCUCUGUCCAUCAUGCCCAUCAUGUCCAUCAUUGCUUGGUGCCGCCGCUGA